GGGGCUGGCCGUCCGCACGCUCCCUGCUCGCCGGGCUUGGGGGGUUGCAGCGGGCUGUGGUAGGGGCGCCGCCGUGGCUUCUCCGAGGCGGGUGGGGCAGACUGAGAAGGCUCGGGCCUGGCAGAAGCUAUGUUUGUGGCACGCAGCAUCGCGGCAGACCACAAGGACCUCAUCCAUGAUGUCUCUUUCGACUUCCACGGGCGGCGGAUGGCGACCUGCUCCAGCGACCAGAGCGUCAAGGUCUGGGAUAAAAGUGAAAGUGGAGAUUGGCAUUGCACUGCUAGCUGGAAGACACAUAGUGGAUCUGUGUGGCGUGUGACAUGGGCCCAUCCUGAAUUUGGACAGGUUUUAGCUUCCUGUUCUUUUGACCGAACAGCUGCUGUAUGGGAAGAAAUAGUAGGAGAAUCUAAUGAUAAACUGCGAGGACAGAGUCAUUGGGUUAAGAGGACAACUCUAGUGGACAGCAGAACAUCUGUUACUGAUGUGAAAUUUGCUCCUAAGCAUAUGGGUCUUAUGUUAGCAACCUGUUCUGCGGAUGGUAUAGUAAGAAUAUAUGAGGCCCCCGAUGUCAUGAAUCUCAGUCAGUGGUCUCUGCAGCAUGAGAUCUCAUGUAAGCUAAGCUGUAGUUGUAUUUCUUGGAAUCCUUCAAGCUCUCGUGCUCAUUCCCCCAUGAUAGCUGUAGGAAGUGAUGACAGUAGUCCAAAUGCAAUGGCUAAAGUUCAGAUUUUUGAAUAUAAUGAAAAUACCAGGAAAUAUGCAAAAGCUGAAACCCUUAUGACAGUUACUGAUCCUGUCCAUGAUAUUGCAUUUGCUCCAAACUUGGGAAGGUCUUACCACAUUCUAGCCAUAGCAACCAAAGAUGUGAGAAUUUUUACAUUGAAGCCUGUGAGGAAAGAACUAACUUCUUCUGGUGGGCCGACAAAAUUUGAAAUCCAUAUAGUGGCUCAGUUUGAUAAUCAUAAUUCUCAGGUGUGGCGAGUGAGUUGGAAUAUAACAGGAACAGUGCUAGCAUCUUCAGGUGAUGAUGGCUGUGUAAGAUUAUGGAAAGCUAAUUAUAUGGACAAUUGGAAGUGUACUGGUAUUUUGAAAGGUAAUGGGAGCCCUGUCAAUGGGAGUUCUCAGCAGGGAAACACAAUUCCAUCCCUAGGUUCAAGUAUCCCAAAUCUUCAAAAUUCAUUAAAUGGAUCUUCUGCUGGCAGAAAGCACAGCUGAGUACCAGCUAACUGGAGUAACUUUGCUGUUUUGCUGCUUGUUGCAUGCACACAGGAAUGGAAAGCGAGCUCCUUUUUCCCUUUCCCAGCGCCAUUUGACCUCUCCCAAGAUACACCAGCAGCCUGCUUACUACUAAACAAUCCAAAGGCUCUUAAAAAUACAAUAUAUAUCUUUUUCUUUUGUAUUAGCCAGGCUAUUGACACUGUUUGAAACUUUUGAAAUAUAAAUGGAGAGGCUUUUUUUAAGACAUUGUCACUAAAGUAAUUUUUUUAAAUGUUCCUGAAACUAACAUGGGUUUUAAAAUGAAAAGUGUUACCAUCCUUAUAGGUAUUUGGGAGGAGGGGAUAUACCACUUUAUUUGGAGAAUAGAGGCUUGUUUCUUUUGCUUUCUAAAACAGCUAAAAUGAUGAAUGUGUGCACAAUUUUAAUUUGUAGAUUGAAUAAAUAUUUUUCAUGAUGGUUGUUUUGAGUGCUAAUUUGUUUACAUUUUACACAUGAUAUUCAGUACAAUUCUGUCAUUUCUUUGUAAUAUUUUAGAAAUAUUAGAAAAGGGUGAAAGACGUAGUAGUAAAAUGAAAGUAAAACACACAGUUUGAAGCCAAAUUAAACAUUUGGUAUUACUUCAUUUAUAAUUUAGUAGUAAAAUGAAAAUAUCUUUGUAAAUUUUUGAUUUCUAUUCACUAAAGAGAUUAACAUUUCUAAUAUGUGCUUGUAUAUUUUUAUGGUGUGAUUUGAUGGUUUAAAGUUUCCAGUCACUUUGGAAACCUACUAUAAGAGAAGCAGUUAAAAUUUUGCUGAAAUUGUGCAUGCACAUUAACGUCCACAUUCUUUGUGCCAGAAUUUUCUUAGUUGGUCACUUCAUGUAGUUUAUACCCUAUACAAAUGGAUCCUUGAUGACAAAGCUAUAAAUCUUUGUUAAAAUGCAUUAAGUAUUAUUGGUAAGUUAUAAAAUUGCAGAAUAACAACAGUAGCACAUAUUCUUUGAGCCCUUUUAGUUAUCAAAUUUUUGUGCUAAGGUUUUGCCAGAAAACAACUAAGAAUAUUCAAAGAUUGUAUUUCUUUGAAAGUGAAAGUAUAUUUGAAUUGGUUUUCAGUAUCAUGUUUAAAUUUAAAAAAAAUUGUGCCUGCUGCUACUAUAAAUGAAACAUUGCUUAAAAUAAAGAAAAAGCUUAUUUGAUUUGUAAAUUUACAGGAUAGCGUCAAAUGUUUCUGAGAGGUUAGAAAGUGUUUUAAAUUACAAAAUUUGUCUUUUUUUACAUUUCAAUUUUAACAGAUUGUAGUUUUUCUUUCAAGUUUCUAUAUCUGCUUAGGCAAGCUUGUUUUGCGUAAGGGUCUUGAUUUUUGCUAUUAUAUUCUGUUAGUUUUGGCAUGAAUAUACUAAAGCUUUUUUCAGCAUGUGUUUUAUCCUUUUUGGUUCUCUUUGUAUUUACAACUUUUCUCUUUUAUGUUUUUUUUCUUUUCUUUUUCUGUUGUUUUGUUGUGUUUUGGUGGUUUGUUUCUGUGUUCAUUGUUUCAGGUAUUUCUUUCCCCUUCUGGAGUCCCCACGAGCUGGAUCGAGAUGGUCCAGUUAUACCCAGGUCCUUCCUCCUCCUCCUCCUCCUCCUCCUCCUCCUCCUCCUCCUCCUCCUCCUCCUCCUCCUCC
Messenger RNA from Pteronotus mesoamericanus, 2854 nucleotides. RefSeq names its product SEH1 like nucleoporin (gene SEH1L). Gene Ontology annotation, cellular component: nuclear pore outer ring; Seh1-associated complex. Bases 130 to 1212 code for a protein of 360 amino acids. Gene Ontology annotation, biological process: cellular response to amino acid starvation; positive regulation of TORC1 signaling. The transcript is spliced from 9 exons. Gene Ontology annotation, molecular function: structural molecule activity; protein binding. The record is from RefSeq and is a predicted model, not a curated record. NCBI's taxonomy places the organism in Eukaryota, Metazoa, Chordata, Mammalia, Chiroptera, Mormoopidae.